UAAAGACAUAGACUGAUUUUUCACUGCUUAAGCGUUAUGACAAAUAAAUUCUAAUCACAUUAACGAUUUCUGUUCUACAUAUUGGACAAAGCAUAUUAUUUAAAGAUAGUGCACAUUUUGCACAUGUUAUAGCGUGACCGCAAGGUCUAUAGCAGACCGUCACUUCAUUGUCAAAACAAAUUUUGCAGAAAAGUCUGGAUUUUUUCACAUAUUCGACAGACUCAUUGACAUCAGCUUUUAAACAUAUUUUAUUAUUGUGUGCACACCUUUCAUGGUUUUCAGUUAUUUCACAUGACUCGUUGAUAACUCUUUGAACAUAUUCUUUACCCUUCAUGAGUAAAACAUAGGGACAGAACUGAAACCAUCGAGCGUGUUCAGACCACGGCAGAUCCUCACGACUCCAGUCCUUGAGCUUGCCUCCACAAAAAUAACAAAUUACUCCAUCGUUUAUACCUGUAUAAAAAAAACCGGCACUCGCCAUUUCUUCAGGGCUCUGAAUUAAAUCUUGGGGCCAAGUUUUAAAACUAUUUAAGCGUGCACUUUGUGUAGCAUAACUAUGGUAUUCAGGAUGAAACGACAUCUCUGUACAAAUAUACUCGUAGUAAGUAGCUUAAUGUUACAGUUGGAAAUGCUUGCAAAUUUGCGUUGGUUAAGAUGAAUGUCUAGCGUGCUAAUAGUUAUUUUUCUUUCUUAUUACAUGUUAUAUAUAAAUAUCCUACAGUAGGUACUUUAUAAAAUAUCAGCUACAUACUUUUUUAAAAAAUAUAUUAUAAGUGAAAGAGUUCAGAUGUUUUCAGUUUCAUGCUGCAAACAGAGAAAACCAAUAUACGAAUAUUUAGAACCAUAUUAUGCCUAAUGAUUUUUUAAAUUUAAAAUUAUUAAUGGAUGUAAUUUGUAAUGCAAUAAAUAAACUUCACUUCAAAAUGGGAAUAUUUAAUAAAUAAAUGAAAGAAAUCAUGAAAAAAAUUGAAAGUUCUAAGAUUUUCGGUUUCUAUACUAUAAACACUGAAAACCAUUAUAAUAAGAACCGCGACACCUAUGGUUAAAUAAUGCUACUGCCAAAGAUUUUAUAAUAGAGACAUGUCACUAGCGCGUGAAAACUGAGCUGACCAAAAACGUAUUGACCGCAUUCCAUUGAGUCGCAUAGUACAUACAACGAAAGUUACUUAAAUAAAUAAUGUAGCCAUUAUUUAUUUAAGUAACUUUAUACAUAUACAAUGUCGAGUUGUUUGUUUAGUAAUUUUAAAACUGUGUAUACACAAAUAUUUAUAAAGGAAUACACAAAAUAAUUCAUGCGUGCGCUCAGUGGAGUGGUUAAAUUCAGCCUACUUUUGCGAUGAUUUUGUAGGCACGUAACAUGUCUAUAAUUUAUAAUGUCGCUGGCAACUGCCAUAUAAAAAUUUCGUCUCAGAUAUCCGCGACGGAUUGACGCCAGACCACAUUAGGAAAGUUAAAGGUGUGAACAUCAUUGUCAAGCUUCACUUAUUACAUUUUAGUCUUUAUCUAGAGCAUUCAUAAGAACGAUAAUUAAAUAUGAGUUCAAGAAAAUAAUACUCGAUUUUUACUAAAGUGCUACUGUGAAUGUGGGCUUAUGAUUGCAUUGUAUAAAAAGAGAUGCGGGAGCGACAUCAACCAUUUCUGUUAUUUUCAACUGAAGUGUCAAGAGCACCAAAAACCUGUAAGUAUGUCGACUGUAAGCGGAAACCCUUUCGACUCGGAUAACGAGAGUGGGUCAGUUAAGAAAAGUAAAGUUAAAAAAACAACUAAGAAGCCUCCUCGAGCCGAAAAGCCCGCUCAAAAGCAGAAGAAGGCUUUACAAUCGGAUUCGGACUCCGAACCUGAGCAAUCGAAAAUAAUUAAGAAAAGAAGACAAAUUUUAGAUUCAGAGGAAGAAAACGAGCCCAUUAGAGCAUCGGCUUUACGAAGUUAUUUCUCUCGCCGCGUGGGCACGGGCUACACGUUGCAGAGGGCGGACCCUACGAAGACUGGAGAAUAUUAUAUUGAACUACGGGUAUACAACGCACGCGAAGCUGAGACCCAGGGCGCUGAUAGAUGGAAGCGCGCGCUCAUCACAUGCAAGUCAGCUGUGGAAGGCGAUAGUGCGACGUGGCGUGCUGUAACAAAGCUGGUCACAGCGGUGAAAGAAGAAUAUUCAUCUGUUCAACCUAUUUUGUACCCGUAUAAUGUCUUUUGA
Messenger RNA from Bicyclus anynana (squinting bush brown), 2194 nucleotides. RefSeq lists its product as uncharacterized. The transcript is spliced from 3 exons. Lineage: Eukaryota; Metazoa; Arthropoda; Insecta; Lepidoptera; Nymphalidae. The coding region runs from base 1592 to 2194 and encodes 200 amino acids. The record is from RefSeq and is a predicted model, not a curated record.